This is a messenger RNA of Rhododendron vialii, 1156 nucleotides long. RefSeq lists its product as uncharacterized. The transcript has a single exon. The coding region runs from base 563 to 1012 and encodes 149 amino acids. The record is from RefSeq and is a predicted model, not a curated record. NCBI's taxonomy places the organism in Eukaryota, Viridiplantae, Streptophyta, Magnoliopsida, Ericales, Ericaceae.
UAUUCAAGCUGCAAUAGAAGCACAUGAUCCAUACUUUGUCCAAGGAAGAAAUGCUGCUAGAAUGCUCGGUUUGUCUUCGCUUCAAAAGAUGACGACAGCAAUUCGGAUCCUUGCUUAUGGGGUAUCGGCUGAUUUUUUAGAUGAGAUUGUGAGGAUAGGAGAAAGCGCCGCAAUAGAGAGUCUAGAGAGAUUUGUCAAAGCGGUGAUUGAGAUUUUUUCCAGUGAAUACUUAAGGUCACCCACUAGCAAUGACAUUGCUAGAUUGCUAACAGUUGGUGAAUGGCGUGGAUUUCCUGGGAUGUUGGGUAGCAUUGAUUGUACGCAUUGGAAAUGGAAGAAUUGCCCAACGGCAUGGAAAGGAAUGUAUAAUGGUCAUAUUCGCGAACCGACUGUUAUUCUGUAAGCCAUAGCGUCAUAUGAUCGAUGGAUAUGGCACGCAUAUUUUGGAUUACCGGGAUCAAAUAAUGACAUCAAUGUGCUAGAAAGGUCAACAGUAUUUAGUGAAUUGGCCCAAGGGUGUGCUCCUCCAGCCAAUUACUCAAUCAACGGUCAUAACUAUGCAAUGGGAUAUUAUCUAGCGGAUGGUAUAUAUCCUCGAUGGUCUACAUUUGUGAAAACAAUUCCGUGUCCGCAAGGAAACAAGAAAAAGUUUUUCGCAGCAGCCCAAGAGUCAACAAGGAAGGAUGUAGAGUGUGCAUUUGGAGUGCUUCAAGCUCGUUUUGCGGUUAUACGUCAACCUGCACGUUUUUGGAGACUUAGCAUGCUCAAAGUUAUUAUGAAGGCAUGCAUAAUACUGCAUAACAUGAUCAUUGAGGACGAACGAGAAGAUGAUACGCAAGACUAUGAAUAUGAUAGGAAUGAUGGACCUCCCCUCGAACCAGUAUCGCAUGAGCAGACUAUGGAAUUUAUGGAGUUCAUUCGACGCCAACAUGCUAUUCGAAGUAGAGAAACUCACUCCCAACUUCAAUUAGACCUUGUCGAGCACUUAUGGGAGCGACAUAGCCAGUCGUAGGAAUUUGUAGUAGUAAAUUUCAUUUAUGCAAUUAUGUAAUCUCAUUUUUUCAAGUAUCUAAUCCCAUUUAUGAAUGUAAUCCCAUUUAUGCAAUCAUGUAAUUCUCAUUUAUGUAAUUCGAAGACUUAUGUAUUUUUUUUUCUA